Messenger RNA from Betta splendens (Siamese fighting fish), 6576 nucleotides. RefSeq names its product sushi domain containing 5 (gene susd5). Gene Ontology annotation, biological process: Notch signaling pathway; cell adhesion. Gene Ontology annotation, molecular function: hyaluronic acid binding. The coding region runs from base 3106 to 5223 and encodes 705 amino acids. The transcript has 8 exons. The record is from RefSeq and is a predicted model, not a curated record. Lineage: Eukaryota; Metazoa; Chordata; Actinopteri; Anabantiformes; Osphronemidae.
CGGCGCCGAGACGUGACCUGACGCGAACCGGGCGUCUGAUGAAGGCGAGGGAAACACCCGCGGCCGUGAUCGCCAGGUUCGGGCUCCGCGAUCGUCUCUGCGGGAGAGAUGUGCAACACCGUCACACUCAGGCUUCAACCUGCAGACACGCACGGCUCCGGGUGCCUCUUCCUCCUGCAUUAUGUAAACUGUUUACAGAACAACACAGUGUAAUAUCCGUUUAAAAUGUAAUACCUUACUUAUAUGUAAACUAACUGUAUGAUCUAAAAACAUAUAUAAUUCACGCCAUUAAAAUAUUAUGAAGUUUGAGAAGUGUAUUUAAAGUAAUCACCUAAUUUGACUGCACAACAAGAAUGGUUUCAACUUGACAGACACAGCGGCAGACAGUCUUGAAUGUGAGUUAAGGAUCCGGACUGAAAUAUCUUCGCGGAUGUUCUCACGCUGUGCAGGCAUCGUCUAACUCUGAGGGACCAGGACAAGCCAUGCAGUCGAUCACGUUGACUUAAAACUAGGCUUCAGCUACAAAAAGGUUGAAGUUGCAAAGCAGGCCACUGCUGAGCCGGUGGUUGUUCUAUACAUAUCAAUUACUGUCCUAACUAACAGUACCCACCUGUCCAAUGGCAGCCAGAUGGAAGAUUGCUUGGGGGAAGUCAUCACAGCAGUGGUGUUUUAAUUGCUUUCACUCUGAGAGGAUCCCAAUAUACAUAUUUUCAAACUAGGUUUAAAUUCUUUGUUCCAUUUACUUUAUUUAUUUAUUGGGAUGCUUCGAACAAAGUUCUGGUUUAAUCAGUGGUUUAAUAAUUAACAAUCAAAAAAUGUCUUGACUUCACUGCACUACAAUCAAGGACAGAGGUGACUCAAAUAUGAAUCAAUUGUGCUUCAUGAUGCUCAAAUGUCACCUUUCAUCAGGGCGCAGCGCAUGUUUAGUGCUUGUGUCACUCCUUCACUGCAUUUCAUAGUAAUUAGCCAACUCUCAUCAAAAGUAUAAUUAAUUAAGUCAGGUUCUUUUUCGAUAGCUUCAUGCUGUUACAUCCUGACUCAACUGUGGCUGGCAGCUUCUUGUUGAAUGUGUCCUGACGAUCACAUGACUCCAGUAGUGGCCAGCAAAGCUUUCCAUACACAUAAUGUAUUGAUCUAGUUCUGUCACUUGCAGCUUGUCUUACAUAAGAAUCCAGACAGAAUAAUGAGGAUGUUUUCCUGGGUCGUGUUGACAUGUUGUGGAGACAUUGUUUCUGCAGGAUGAAGACUCACACACAUCAGUCAUUUCCUCCUUGACCACAUUUCUCCUGCUUGCAGCUUUUGGUUGUCAGGUCUGUUCCUGUUAUGUUGGACCCCAACCCUCAUGGAAGUUUAGGAGGCUGUUGCCAUGGAGACAGAGCCAGUCCUCCCCCUGUCUCUGGCUUCACCAAGAUCGUCUGCAGGGUUUGUCCUGUGAGAUUACACACCUGCGUGAUGUCUGAACGUGCGUCUGCCCCCGCGGACACCUGCGGCAAACAUAAUUCUCGCCAGCCUGAGAUGGCGCAGGCGUGAAUCACCGCUUCUCUCCUGCUUGACACGGCUCGUCCGAGCGACCCCCGGCCUCUCCAGAAAUAGCCCACCUCCACCUUCCCGUCCUGGAUGACACCUGAAGUCAACAUUCACUCUGCGAACGUACAGCCGCGAGAGGCAGGCAUCGUUUUGCCAUUUACAGACGGAAUGAAGUCACAGCAUGGGUGACUCUACUGGGGGACGGGGAAUAUGGAGGAUUAUGAAAAUGGAAAAGGAGGGCUGUGAAUGAAGAAGUGGAAAAAUGACAAAGUGUGAAUCUUCAAUAUUAAUGUCGCUCCUCAGAGGAUGAAGUGUGCACACGUACACACUCCUGUCCCCGACUGGCUGCAGUUUGGUCUCACUUGAAUUUACACUCAUCAUUUUCUAGACUUGUCUGACUUUGUUUUUUCUUUUCCUAUUUCUACCUUCAUGCAACAUGUAUUCCUAUUUUCCUUAGGUGGAAUUCUUUCACUGUAAAUAAGUUAACUAAUGCAUUGAAUGUGAGCUUUGUUGCGUCAUCUUAAAGUGCCAUGUAUGUGUUUUCUGUGUGUGUGAGCGUGGAGACUCUAUCACUGUCUAUGUGGCCCUGUGUUGGACUGAUGACCUGCUGAUCAUAUCGCAGUUUCCUUCAUUGCUUGCUGUUGAGAAGGUCAAGUGCGGCCACGCAGGCCAGCCGUGACCUUGCAGCUUCUUAAUAUCCCCCAACGUCCAGUCUGGAGAGGACGACCAGGCUGAAAUAGAUGCGUGUUUGCCACCUUUAGCACAUCGAGCCGUUGAAUGUGCACAUUCCCAAAACAUAUGUGCACACUGUGAUAACGGCUGGUCUCUAUAGGUUGGAACACACAGAUUUAGGUUCGCUGUGACUCCUUUAUUGGAAGGGUGAGGGUUAUCUAGAGCUGCAGGGACCCCAGAACAAAGCAUCAGUCAUCUUUAUCUCCCUCACCAAAGGAGACACACACACACACACACACACACACACACACACACACACACACACACACACACGACAUGCACAGCACUAGACAGAAGUUUGUCUCAUUGUAGAAAUGACCUCUAGGAGUUCAGAUCCAUCCUCGUGAUCAGCUCCUUGGAUGGAUUAUGUGCCUUAUUAGCAGCUGCUGUAUAGACUGCCUACAAUUAAUAUCACAGUGUCAGUUUGCUCUUCCUUCAAAUGAAUUCACAUUUUAUUUCAGCUGCCGCUGCCCAGUAUGUCUUGCUCCGCGCAGCAGCCGCGUUCAUACCCCGCCUUUCUCGUGCUAAAGGAGCAUUUCGCCAGUCUCUGACCACCUCUACCCACCCUGGACAUUUUGAGCCGUGACGUAUUUACUGACGGGGACGCGCGAGUUUUCACACCGGCGCUCCAUCCGCUUGCGAGGGCGACUAUUUGGGGAGAUAAGCUGCGCCUCGGCGCGGAGCCGCUCUGACACUCAGCUCCUGCGGCUCGGUCCACCUCUGACCAACAGGAGAGAAGCAGCGGGGAGGUUUUUAUUGACCUGCACGGCUGAGGAGACGGAGUCAGUGGAAAGUUUGUCCCAACGUAAAACGCGAGCUUUCACCGGGAACCGAGGGCGCGUGAAGAUGCUGGGUCGCUGUGUUCUGCUUGGAUGCUUGGCUUGUCUUCUGAUGACCGCUGCUGCAGACGCCGACGGUCGGGUGUUCGUGCUGGAGCUGAGGAACUCCUCCGGCCUGCAGGGCUUCAGAGAUGCUGAGCGGGCUUGUGCCUCACAGCACGCCCGCGUGGCAUCGGCAGAGGAGCUCCGUCACUCCGUGGCGGAGUGCUUCUUCUCCUCGUGCGCGCGUGGCUGGCUGCACGGUGGCGCGGUGGGGACCACGGUGUGUGACACUGUGGGCGGCGCUCCGAAAGCGGUGGACGUGAGGACACAGAACGCCACAGACGACUCAGCAAACCUGGACGCCUUUUGUAUCAAAGAUGACGACGAGCCGUGUGGGGACCCGCCGUCCUUCCCCAACGCCCGGCUGCAGGGUCGCACGGGCUUCGCCGUGGGCGACGAGCUGCUGUACGCCUGCGCGCCAGGCUUCGCCAUGCCCCGCGGCCAGAGCACCUUCAGCCUGCUGUGCGACAGCUGCGGGGAGUGGUACGGACUGGUGCAGAUGUGCGUCCGAGAUGGGUCUGAAGUGCAUGUCGAUUACGAGGACAGAUUCCCAGAUUCCCACGAAGACACAGAGGGGAAAUCAGAGGAGCAGCAUGGAGAGCAGGAAGUCAGAGGAGAGGUGGUGGAUCUUGAAGGAGCUACAGAGGGAAAAGUAAAAGAUGUCCAGGACGUCACGGGCCGCCCGACAUGGCAGCAGGAGAGCAGGGAGGAACCUGAAGCCACAGAAGCACCAAUCUCCCUUCUCUCCCAGAAACACAUGUUCUGGUUUCCCUCUGAGGCCUUCCAGGAGGAGGGGCUUCCUGUCUCCACCAAUCAGAAUACGCAGAGAUCCUCUGGCGCCCAAUCAGAGGAGAGCAAAGAGCACGAGAGCCAGGAAAGGCGGCAGCAUCCAGUCGGCGGUGAUGAUCACGGUGACGGCCGAGACAGGUAUGAAGACCACGACGCAGACGACCAAGACGACCACGACAGCCGCCAGGAUGAAGACGACCAUGACGAACACUAUGUUCCAGCUCGUGAUGAUCUGACCAGCAGGGAACAUGACGACCAAGAUGAUGAUAAACAUGAGAGUCACGAGGAUCAUGACGAUAUAACUGACCACCAUGAUGAGGAUGAUGAUGAUGAUGAUAGAACUCACGUGGAUCACGUGUCUGAAGAGCAUUUAGACCGUGACGACCACGACCACGACGUGGACGAGAGCGACACGGAUCACGACCACCACGAACACGAUGACCACGACAACCACGACGACCACGACAGCUACGACGACCUCGAUAGCCACGAAUACGACGACGACGGCCACCGGCGCGUGAUCUUCUCUAUAGGAGCGGACCGAAGUCGGAACGUCACCCAGAAAAAAGCAGGAGCGAAGGCCACCACGGAUGAGACCUGGCUGGACGGGUACCCCGUGGUUCCAGAGGAGACGGGAGGCGAUGACUCAGCGAUGCGUGGGCUGAGGCCAGAGCUCAGACAGAGGGGGUCAGCCUUGAGGUCUACAGACCGACCUAACGAGGUGGAGCUUCGUAAACCUGACCCUUUCCCAAGGGAAUCUGAGCCUCCGACCACGGAGUCUGAGUUAGAUGGUGCUGCGGAGGACAUGUGGGGCAGCUUCAUACCCACCGCCCCUCCCUCUCCCUAUCAACUACAGCCCUCAGACCCUCACGCCUUGGAUUAUGACGCACAGGAAGCUCCCACUGACUCCUGGCAGCCGGACCCCACCGAGCACCCCUUCUUCAGCCACGACCCAGCUCCCCCAGCGCACGACGCCGACGACGUCCUCGCCGGGGGAGUGAUGGAGGAGCACACGAUGCACAACCUGCCCGGCGAGGCCGGCGAGCGGGGCGAGAUGGGGGGGGAGAGGGGCGGGAGCGUGUGCGCGGGCGACGCCUGCCCCCCGCGGGCCCCCGGCCGGGGCCCCAAGGUGGCGGCCAUCAUCGUGGCCGUGCUCGCCGUCGCCACGGCGAUCCUGGCCGGCGCGUGGUGCUACCGGCGGCAGCAGCAGAAGAGCUCGGUGUACGAGAUGAACGGGAAGAGCCCGAGUCAGAGCGGGCGCGGCCAGCAGAUGGAGAUGCAGCAGAAGGUGUGAGACGGACAGAGAAGGGUCUGAGUUUGAGGAUCCCGGGGAAUGUUGGACGGGUAGCGGGUUAGCAUAGCGACUCUGAGUGGUGGUGAUAGUUCUCUGUGCUCGUGUGUCUUAUACCGAUCCAUUAGUUCUGGCAUCUCACUGGACAGAGGGACCGGCUGCACCUGAACCGGCCACACCUCCAGGAAAAGUGGAGUCCAGAGGAGUGUUCUGUGAGCUGAGACUCCUGAGCUCUUGGACGUUGUGGGAUGUUUUUUUUUACUUUUUUGAUUGGGUGCUUUGUUAGUUUCUUGCUGGCGUGACUUUAUAUGUUUUAAUUGUUGUUUAUAAAAUUGCUUGUGUACUGGUCUAGUGUUGCAGCUCAGAACUCCUACAAAACGACACAGCACGUCUGGGCCGGUCCUCCCAAAGCAGCAGCAGCCUGGCAUCUGUCAGAGCGGCGUCAAUGAAUUAGACCAGAUGAGAGAGUGGGAUGAGCAGCGGCACGAGGAGACGGGGCGGGAGGAAGAAGAAUGGAAGGAAGGAGCGCUCUGAAACGGCUCCGCCUCUGCUGGGUUUUGACAGGCGGCCGUGAGAGAUGUAGGGCCUGCGUCCAAACUGCAUACUCAGCCUGUGUGUGUGUGUGUGUGUGAGUGUGUGUGUGUGUGCGUAUGUGUGUGUGUGUGUGUGUGUGUGUGUGUGUGUGUGUGUGUGUGAGUCUGCAGUAUGUUGUGUUUGACGUUUCCCAGUGAAGAUGCUGGCGGCAUUCAGACGCUGUUACAUACUGGCUCAAGAACCUGUAGUUAUUAUAAAACAGUGUAUUUCACAUGACGUCUUAAUACAAAAUGAGCAAUGAGUCAUUUUAGCUUAGUGAUAAUCUGUAAUUGUUGAACUGCUUUGCUGUUUGGUGUUGUGCCAAAUACUUGAGAACCUAAAAUCCAAGACGUGCACAUGUAAAUACAUUUAAAUAAAAAGGAUGGAAGUGCAGAUAGUGAUGUUUGGGCUCUACAUGUCGGCUGUGGGGGAGGAAGACAAGUCAGAGUCAUAGAGUUUCUCAUAAAUGUGCACCAGUUCUGUUUUCUUUCUGUGUGAAAUGAUGAUGACCUAAUCGUGGUGAGGUCACUGAGGACGCCGUACCUGUGAAGUGUUUCUGUAAAUAUUAGUUAAACACUUUAUCGACUGUUUGCUGUACAUAUUAAAGCCUCCUGUUAUCAGCCUUCAAGAAAAGCUCCGUCCUCUUUGCCAGCUGUGCAGAAAUGACUUGAUCUCACUCAGAUUUUAAAACACUGAGAGUGUAAAUGUACGACAUCUCAUUCGUCCUGGUGUUGGGAUAAUAAGUGUGUAAUGUAUAGUCAUAAUAAAUUCAUACAUGUGUGG